UCUUGCACAUAACAUGUAAAUAUAGAGGGAGAUAUAUGUUAAUAAAUAUUUGAAAAGGUGCACUGAGAUCUGUCGUAAAUAAUAAAAUGAAGCGUUGCUUCGUAUUUUUUAUUUUUGGUGUAAUUCUCGCGAGUUCAUACUGCAGAGUAGGGAAAUAUGUUGGCAGAAAGCCCGAAAGUUUCCCAAUUUCCCCAUUUAAUGUAUUCGAAAGUGCAAAUAACACAAACGAAACAGCUCAGUUAGGAUCAACAGCAGAACUCCAGUGUUUCAUCAAAUAUCCAACAGCAGCUUUAAAUGUAUCAUGGUGGAAGGUAAAUUCCAGUACACUUUUGACGACAAACAAUAGAACAAACACCGGCGACAAACGGUUCCAAGCGCGACUAAAAGACGAAAACACGAAUCUUUGGUUGUUGCGAAUAAAAUACACGAAACCGAGCGAUGUUGGACUAUACAAAUGCAGGGUCGAGGGAGAUUUCGAAGCGAGCAUUUUCGUUUUUUUGCAUUUGCAAAAAGCGACCGCUGUUAUACAAGGGAGUGUCCCCGAUGGGACGCGUCUGGUCGAAGUUGGGACAACUCUACGACUUAGCUGCUUUUUGGUCAACUCGAUUGAAUCACCGAAAUAUAUUUUUUGGUACAAGGAGAAUCGGAUGAUUAAUUACGAUCUGGAUGAUGGGGAGAGCAUAAGGGAAGGUCGGCAAGGCAGCGAACUGAUUUUUCCAACCGCCAAACUCAGCCAUACGGGAAAUUACUCAUGUGUUCCCUCGAACGCAGAUCAGGCUAAUUUGUAUGUAAAAGUACAAACGAAAGUGAAGCGCAAAUGUUGAGGGAAUUCCAAACAUGCCACGUUCUGUACAGUUUUUAUUAAAUAAAUAUUUUUUACAUUUACAAUGAUUAAAUACAUAAU
Messenger RNA from Tribolium madens (black flour beetle), 904 nucleotides. RefSeq names its product Down syndrome cell adhesion molecule-like protein 1 homolog. Gene Ontology annotation, biological process: synapse organization. The transcript is spliced from 5 exons. Bases 87 to 824 code for a protein of 245 amino acids. The record is from RefSeq and is a predicted model, not a curated record. NCBI's taxonomy places the organism in Eukaryota, Metazoa, Arthropoda, Insecta, Coleoptera, Tenebrionidae. Gene Ontology annotation, cellular component: neuron projection membrane.